AUGGGGAACUUAUUUUAAAAAUAUUAAAUUAGUUAAAAGCUUUAGAUAAUAAUGAUUGGAUUAGAUGCAGCAGGAAAGACUACGAUUUUAAACUAAUUAAAAUUAGGAAAAGUAGAAAAUAUUACACAUACAAUUGGCUUUAAUUUGAAAAAACUAAAAAGUAAAGAAUUAGACAUUGUUUGUUGGGAUAUUGGAGGAUCAGAUAAAAUGAGAUUACUAUGGAAACAUUAUUAUUAGAUUACAAAAGGAUUAAUUUUGUGUUGUGGAUAUUACGGAUUAAGAAAGAAUGAUAGAGGUUAAAUAAUGGUUAUAAAAACUAUUGAUUGA
Messenger RNA from Paramecium sonneborni, 327 nucleotides. The record is from the annotation of a GenBank genome assembly. Lineage: Eukaryota; Ciliophora; Oligohymenophorea; Peniculida; Parameciidae.